Messenger RNA from Trichomonas vaginalis G3, 726 nucleotides. RefSeq lists its product as uncharacterized. Bases 1 to 726 code for a protein of 241 amino acids. Lineage: Eukaryota; Parabasalia; Trichomonadida; Trichomonadidae. The record is from RefSeq and is a predicted model, not a curated record. The transcript has a single exon.
AUGAGUAGAAACGUAACAGUGAUAAAUGAUGAUGCAAAUGAUGACCAAAUGGCUGCUGAUGCAUUAAGAAGGAAUUUUCCAAUACCACGAAGCGAUCAAAUCGACAAUCCUUGCAAUCCUUAUAUUCCUGAUGUUCAAGUCGAACCAAAACCAAUGGAUGUCGAUAAAUUCAAGCUUCUAUAUCACAUUUCUCAUGCUCAGGUUACUCCUCCUGAUGAAAAUAUUGCCCUAGAACAUACAGAAUUAUAUCAAUUAUUAUUGCAAUCAUUUAAUGAAGGAAACGAUGAAAAUUUGCAAGAGCACAUUAUAAGAAAAUACUUACUUCUAGCGCAAUCUCGAUUUUUCGAACUGACAAAUACAAAAUCUUUAAUUCAAAUCGGAAUUAUGCAUGGAGAUUUACUUGAUUUAGCCGAAAAGCUCGAUAGCAGUCAAAAAUAUCCAGGGUUAUCAGAUUUUUGCAACAUGUUACUUGGUGAAACUUUCGAUUUGUUUAGUAGUACAAUUUCUCAAAUUGCUAAGAGGCAAUAUUGGAGUCAAUCAGCCUCUGCAUCUGAUUUGAUAAGUAAAGUAUUACAGAGAGAGCUUAUGAACUUAAGAACAACUCCAGUUAAUAAUAUGAUGAUUUUAUCAAGUUGCCUUGUUCGCAGAUCAAUAGAGAGUGCUCCAGAAAAUGAUAGAAAUACAAUUCUUGAAUGGGCUGCAAAAGAGCACAUUUCUGUCAAAUAA